AAGUCGGCGCGGCACCAGGGCAGAGGGGCAGUUCUGCGAGGCGAGGCCGAACACCAGAACUGGAGCCGCGCCGAGAAACUCCACAAACCCCGCGCACCUCUCCGCCACACGCACUUCUCCUCUUUUUCAGCGCAGUCGAGUCGCUGCAAGGAUGACCACAGCUGUAGUGUCGCCUUUCUUCGACUUUGAAGUAAUGAACAAGAACAACAAACUGCUCAGCUACAACAACAACAACCACCUGGCCCCUCACACCAUGUCUGCCCCUUGCACUGGCACAAACGUGCCCCUCUCGAGCCCCGGAGCCCUGCUGGACAGGAAGGCUGUGGGCUCCCCCUCAGGCGUGUACCAGAGACGCCACUCCGUCAGCAGCACCAAGUUCAGCCAGAACCAGUUCCUCAGCAGUUUGAAGGCCACGGACCACGGCCUCAUCUCAGGGCUAAACAACAACAAGGAGAACCGCCUCCGGGAGCGCUCCUUCUCCGAAACGGGGGAGCGACUCCUCAACAAGUGCCUGGGCCCGGCCAGCCCCACCGGGGGCAGCCAGGUCAACUCCAGCCGCUACAAGACGGAGCUGUGCCGUCCCUUCGAGGAGAACGGCUCCUGUAAAUAUGGAGACAAGUGUCAGUUUGCUCACGGCAUCCACGAACUGCGCAGCCUGAGCCGUCACCCCAAGUACAAGACGGAGCUGUGCCGCACCUUCCACACCAUCGGCUUCUGCCCCUACGGCCCCCGCUGCCACUUCAUCCACAACGCGGAGGAGCGCCGGGGACCCCCUCAGACCACGCCCCUCAACCCCUCCAACAAGCUGGAGCGCCCCCGCCUGCAGCACAGCUACAGCUUCGCGGGCUUCUCCAGCUCGGCCGGUCUGAGGGACAGUCCCACCUCCGUCACCCCUCCCCCCGCCUUCUUCCCGGACGAGCUCCCCGAGUGGCCCAGCAGUAACCCCUUCACCUACUCCAGCCAGGAGCUGGCCAGCCUGUUCGGGCCCAGCCUGGGGACGGGUCCCGUGGGCUCGGAGGCCAGCCCCCCCUCCCCCACCGGCACGCCGUACUAUUUCAGACCCAUGGUGGACUCCCCCCACAUGUUCGACGCUCCCUGCAGCCCCCCGGACUCUCUGUCGGACCAGGAGGGCUACCAGAGCAGCUCCGGGGGCAGCCUGAGCGGCUCCGAGAGCCCAACUCUGGACAACACGCGCCGCCUGCCCAUCUUCAGCCGCCUGUCCAUCUCCGACGACUAACUGUCCCCCUGCGUCUCUGACUAACUGUCCUCAUGGCACUCUUCAGAUCUUACGACUAACUGACUCACUCCCCCUACCUCUGCCCCUGUCCCCCUGUCCCCCUGUCCCAGCUCCUCAUCUGUGGACGUGGUCUUUAAGGGAACGUACACACAUUUCAUUGUACUGUGCACAGUCUUGCCGUGCGUGUGUCAUAGUGCCAAACUGGAGGAUGAGACUGGAGCAGGUGGCCUCGUUUGUUUCUCGUUGUUUGUUCCUCGUCGUUUGUUCCUCGUCGUUGAAUGUGUAGCAGCACAGAGACUGGGGCUUUGCACUAGACCCUGUCCCACUGUAACCACUGCCUUAGCCGAGCGCUCCGGACUGCAGCGGCUCCAGCCCUCACAGGACUUUAGUUUUUAACAGGACGAGGCUGGUUUCUGCGUGUUUUGGGUGAAUGGACUGUGUUUGGUUCUUCUCUCUCCCUCACAAACCUGACGUCUUUGUGGACUGGGUGAUUCUGCUGGAAGGACUCUUUGAACUGGAAGUUGGGUCUGCCCCUCCCUCUCUCUCUCUCUCUGUUCUUAAACUCUCUCUCUCUUUCCUCGUGUUGCUGGACACUGCCUCUCUGGGGGGGGGAAGGAAACCCUGAUAUCAAACUGCUCCUAGCCCCGCCCCUUUCCGUACUGGGGGAAUUCCAGCAUUCCCAUUACAUCCUGAUCAGAUCUCAAGCUAUUUCACUGUUCCACCCCCUCCUCCCUCCUCUCUCUCUCUCCCUCUCCGUCUCCUUCUCUUUCUCUCCGCUCAUCACAGCCCUUCGCUUUCUUUGUUUGAUAAUUAUUUUUUAUUAAUGUUAUUAUUACGGUUAUUAUUAUUGUUUGAGAAACUUUCCAGACAGAAGGUUUUUGCUUGUCACUGCUUAUUUAACUUAUCAGAACAUAUUUAUUGGUGAUCAUAUGCAUUUUUUGUUAAUUUUGUUUUGUAUUUAUCUGGAUAAUGAGCAAUAGAAUAUAUUUUCUUUUAUGUUAAAUUAUGAUCUUCCGUAUUAAUCUAAAGAUUGUGAAGACGUUUUUGUCAAGUUUUCCUUUUUUCACAGUUUAAUAUAUUGUACUUCAAUGACUUUUGUUCUUGCAACUACACUUUGUCAAAAAGAAAGUUAAUUUAAAGCAAAAAAGACAUUUGCGUUUUGAUUAUUAUUAUUAUUAUUAUUAUUUAUUACUUUUCCCUCUUUAUCGGACUGCAAUCCCAUCCUCCACUGUCAAAGUAUCCCGAGUAUUUUGCGUGUACUUUGUGUUGUCCUGGGGUGCACUACGGUCUUUUCCGCGGAGACCGGACUUCUGUAAAAACCCACUGUUAUUCCGAGCAACAGCUGUCACCAAAAGGGUUCUGGAAAGUUCUGUUUUGUUUUGUUUCCUUGUUGAUAUGAUUGGAUGCACUUGCUUGGCCCCUCUUCGACCUCUGAGAGCCUUUUACAACAUUCCAGGUAGCUACGAUUAAAACGUCUAAACCGCCUUUUCCUCUCGAAUAUCUGAAAACUCGGACGGUGAUUUGUUGUUUUUGUUUAGUUUUUUUUCCUGGAGUCGGCCGUUCCUGUGUUGCCUUCGCGUGUUUAAAGAGCGGAGAACGAUUCGACGCAAAGAAAGUCAAAUAUGAAUGUAUUUUUUCAGCCAUGUUUUUAUGUUCACUACAGUAAUUCUGUGAGUUUCUACGGAGACAAACUGUUUCUCUUUUGUAAAGUAUUGAUUGCAGUUAAAUAAACCCGUAUUUUUGGAAAAGUCCAA
Molecule: messenger RNA, 2991 nt
Organism: Boleophthalmus pectinirostris (great blue-spotted mudskipper)
Lineage: Eukaryota; Metazoa; Chordata; Actinopteri; Gobiiformes; Gobiidae
Gene: zfp36l1a
Product: zinc finger protein 36, C3H type-like 1a
Exons: 2
Coding region: 152-1237 (361 amino acids)
Molecular function (GO): mRNA binding; metal ion binding
Source: RefSeq, a predicted model, not a curated record